Messenger RNA from Enterobius vermicularis (human pinworm), 261 nucleotides. The record is from the annotation of a GenBank genome assembly. NCBI's taxonomy places the organism in Eukaryota, Metazoa, Nematoda, Chromadorea, Rhabditida, Oxyuridae.
AUGGCACCGCCAUCGAUAUACGGAGAACCAAAAAUUACGCAUGAUACAGCAUCUGGAAGUGUUUUCCUUGACGUUAUCGUCACAGGUGUGAUACCAGCAAAAACAAAAUGGUUUUUCGGUGACAAGGAAUUGGAUAAGUCUGAAACGUAUGUGUUCUCAUCAAAGGACGAAGGUGGAAAACGUACGUUGCUGAGAUGUGAAAUUAAGCGUUAUCAUCUCAUCUCAAUCUUUUUUCGUCAUUUUUUUUUUAAACAUUUAUAA